This is a messenger RNA of Aspergillus nidulans FGSC A4, 1865 nucleotides long. Its product is annotated as succinate--CoA ligase (GDP-forming) subunit beta. The transcript is spliced from 8 exons. NCBI's taxonomy places the organism in Eukaryota, Fungi, Ascomycota, Eurotiomycetes, Eurotiales, Aspergillaceae. Gene Ontology annotation, biological process: succinyl-CoA metabolic process; tricarboxylic acid cycle. Gene Ontology annotation, cellular component: mitochondrion; cytoplasm. The record is from RefSeq and is a predicted model, not a curated record. Gene Ontology annotation, molecular function: catalytic activity; ATP binding; metal ion binding. Bases 153 to 1475 code for a protein of 440 amino acids.
UCUCCAAGCGCGUCCGCUAGAGACAAGCUGUUUUUCCCAAACCUCGGCCAAAUUUGAUAAUCGAAGACCAUUCUUUUCUCUCUUUCCCACUCCCCCUCCCCUAAUUUCAACAAGCCUCUCCUCUCUUGUUUUACGCGUUUACUUCUUCCGUCAUGUUCACAGUUCUCCGCAGCCGGCCAGUUGCGGCGCUCAGAGCUGCCACGGGCUCAUCUUCGCGCAUUGCUCAGCAGCAAAGAAACCUCUCCAUCCAUGAAUACCUUUCCGCCAACCUGCUGAAAUCAUAUGGUGUGGGUGUGCCCAAGGGUGAAGUCGCUCGGUCGGCAGAGGAGGCUGAGAAGGUCGCCAAGUCACUCGGUAACGAUGACAUGGUUAUCAAGGCUCAGGUCCUUGCCGGUGGUCGUGGCAAGGGUCACUUUGAUAACGGCCUCAAGGGAGGUGUGCGCGUGAUCUACUCUCCCACCGAGGCCAAGAUGUUUGCUGGUCAAAUGAUUGGACACAAGCUCAUCACCAAGCAGACUGGCGCCGGCGGUCGUCUUUGCAACGCCGUUUUCAUUGUCGAGCGCAAGUUCGCUCGUCGCGAAUUCUACCUUGCUGUCCUCAUGGACCGCAAGACUCAAGGUCCUGUCAUCGUUGCUUCGUCGCAGGGUGGUAUGGACAUCGAGGCUGUCGCCAAGGAAAACCCCGAUGCCAUUAUCACGACUCCUAUUGAUAUCAAUGUCGGCGUGACGGAUGCCAUCGCCACCAAGAUUGCCAAUGAGCUCGGUUUCUCCGAGCAAUGCGUUGAUGACGCCAAGAAGACCAUUCAGAACCUUUACAAGGCCUUUAUGGAGACCGAUGCUACUCAGAUUGAAAUCAACCCUCUGUCUGAGACUUCAGACCACCAGGUUUUGGCCAUGGACGCCAAGUUGGGCUUCGACGACAACGCCGAAUUCCGUCAGAAGGAAAUUUUCUCAUGGAGGGACACCACGCAGGAGGACGCUGACGAGGUCAAGGCCGCUGAGCACGGCCUGAACUUUAUUAAACUUGAUGGUGACAUUGGUUGCUUGGUCAACGGUGCUGGUCUCGCCAUGGCCACCAUGGAUAUCAUCAAGCUUAACGGUGGCAGCCCUGCCAACUUCCUUGAUGUCGGAGGCGGUGCCACCCCUGCUGCCAUUAAGUCGGCGUUCGAGCUCAUCACAAGCGACCCCAAGGUUUCGGCUAUCUUUGUCAACAUCUUCGGUGGUAUCGUCCGCUGCGACGCCAUCGCGCAGGGCUUGAUCAACGUUGUUCAGGAGAUGGGCCUGCGCACUCCUAUCGUAGCCCGGUUACAGGGAACCAACAUGGAGCAGGCUCACAAGCUGAUCAAUGAAUCCGGCCUCAAGAUCUUCUCUAUUGAGGACCUCCAGAGCGCUGCGGAGAAGUCCGUUCAGUUCUCCAAGGUUGUCAAGAUGGCCCGCGAAAUCGACGUGGGCGUUGAAUUUACUCUCGGUAUCUAAGCUCCGUUCGAAUCCCUUUCAACCAUCCGGUGCCUCCUUUGUUCGUUUUUUUUUUUUUCUCUUUCUCUGGUGAAUUAGGUAUUCGCUGAAUCGAUUGGAAAGGGAUGCGCAGAGGAGGGAUGGUGUGUUUGUAAUUGUCAAGUGUGACGCUAACAGAAUCCCACUGCCCACAGACUAGUCGUGUCCAGUUAUACCAAACAGUGGGCGGAUAGGUGUAUCGGGGGUGGAAUAAUCUGAGGAAAGGUUAGGAGAAUCUGUAAUAGAGAGCUUUCCAGUUAUUUUUGUACAUCCUUCUUUUGUGGGUUGGUUUCCUAUUGUCAAUGCUUUUUAUGUCUUAGACUUCAAUCCCUCCUUAAUCUGCAUAUGAAAUGUUUAGAACUUCAACAAGUU